AUUUCCAGCAUGUCGCUCCCCUUGGCCAACAUGCAUGGCGGCGGAGGCAUGGACGAUGCGCAUCGCGCAUCCUUGGAGGAUGGCGAAGAUGAGAAUGACACCAUAGAUCUAGACGAUGACGAAGACGACUCGGAUGACUUGGAUAUGGAGAAGGACAGGGGCGGGGAUCGGCGAAAGCAAUGGACGCACCUCGACGACCAGUGCAUCCUGCACUUUGUCCAGCAACACGGGACCAAAAGGUGGUCGAAAAUUGCUAAGCUCUUGCCGGGAAGAACACCUAAGCAGUGCCGCACAAGGUGGCUCAACUUCCUCGAUCCGACGAUCGACAAGGCCCCUUGGCGCGCCGACGAAACAGAGGUUAUCUUUGCAGCCCAAGCGCGCGUCGGCAACCGGUGGGCUGAAAUCGCCAAGCUCCUACCUGGCCGUACGGACAAUGCAAUCAAGAAUCACUGGUAUUCAACAUCACGUCGAAGGCAACGACAAGCGGCCAAGCAGCGCGACCAAGUUACGAAGCGGGUCAAGACCAUUAAACCUAUUCAAAGCUCGACCAAGCAAAAGAAACAGUCGUCGGGGAAUUCGUCUACAACGACAAGUUCGGACGUUCCGCCGCACACCCCGCGCCGACUUGCACCGUUGGACUUUUACGACGAAACGUCUCCGCCGUCGUCCGCCACGAGUACGUCAUCGUCUCUGGGCCUGCAGAACCAACCGUCGGCGUGGCAUUUCGUCACUCCCCCCAACCAAAACACGUCCCCAAACUUUGGUUCGUUCCACAUGCCGCCGCUGCGUCCAUCUGGCCCCGCGUUGCUCGGGCCAUCGUGCAGUGCGCCGACCGUCCAAGUCAAAGUAGCGCCGCUCGAGCUUAAGCACAAACGGCUUGACUCGGUCCUGAAGCAGCACCAGCGCAACCGCAGCAAUUCUGCCGACCUCUUUCUCGAUUUUGUAACCAACGUGCAAAAGUAACCCAGUAGAAUACCUUGUCGUACUCGA
Aphanomyces invadans is the source of this 990-nucleotide messenger RNA. RefSeq lists its product as hypothetical. Lineage: Eukaryota; Oomycota; Saprolegniomycetes; Saprolegniales; Verrucalvaceae. Gene Ontology annotation, cellular component: nucleus. Gene Ontology annotation, molecular function: RNA polymerase II cis-regulatory region sequence-specific DNA binding; DNA-binding transcription factor activity, RNA polymerase II-specific. Bases 10 to 963 code for a protein of 317 amino acids. The record is from RefSeq and is a predicted model, not a curated record. Gene Ontology annotation, biological process: regulation of DNA-templated transcription. The transcript has 3 exons.